AUGAUUCAAAAGCCGUGCGCGAAUCCUCCCCGAGGCCGCGUCGGCCCCGGCGAGAGCCGCUUCGAUUCGCUCCCCGACGCCCUCCUCCUGCUCAUCUUCUCCAAGAUCGCUGACCUCAACACCCUCGUCCUCUGCUCCUCCGUCUGCAGGCGCUUCCGCCUCGUCGUCCCCCAGAUCCACACCCUCUCCCUCCCCGUCGACUACUCCGACCGCGGCGGUGGCGGUGGCUCCGCUCGAGGGAGCUCCGUUCGUGCUCUGAAGAGGUUCUUCAAAAGCUUCCGCAUCAAGCUGAUCGGGCCGAGGUCGUCGGCUUCGGUCUGCUGCUCCAGCAGCCGCGUCGCUCCUUACGCCGAGCUCUCUCGCCUCAAGUACCGGUUUCGCGAGCUCCGAGCUCUUCGCGUCGAGCUCCGGAGCUCCGCGAGGUCGCGCGGCGACGACGCGGUCCGCAACUCCCUGACCUGGUGGAGAGCCGUUUUCGGAUCGCGGCUCGAGACCUGCGUCGUCCUCUCCGCGGCGUCGAUUUGCAGCACCGCAGCCGGCGCCUCCAGUGGCGUCGUCGGCCGCGUCAGGGAGAGGAUGAGCGAGUCCGACCUGAAAUCGAUCCUCGAGACGACGAAGUGCUCGCUCGUGAACGCGUCGUUCAGGCUCGUCUACUUCGUCCCCCGCGACCACGGGAGCCUCCGGAGCGUGGUGGUCUCGGACGACGCCGGGAGGGGGAAGCUGUGCAUGGGAGAGGAGGAGCUCGCGAGCUUCAAUGAAAGCUCGUCCGCCGCCACGAAGAGGGGUUCCGCGGAGGAACUGAGGUCGCAGAGGCUGAGGAGCCUGAGCGGCCCGCUCCGGGUGAGCGUGUGGUACGCGCCGGUCCUGGACCUGCCUGCGAGCGGUCGGCGCAUGAAGCGGGUGAAGAUCGCCGCGGCUCGGAGGGCGGACGACGACCGGGAGGUCCCGAUGGAGAGGGACGCCGAGCUGUUGAUCGGGGCCUUCGGCGGAGACGGCGGCGGCGACGACGGGAGAGGGAAGGCCUGCGACGAAGCCGCGGCGGAGAUGAUGAGGAGCAGCAGGAAGAAGAGGUACGAGUUGAGGAUCCCGCACUGCUCGGAUUAG
Messenger RNA from Syzygium oleosum, 1104 nucleotides. Its product is annotated as F-box protein At1g30200-like. The transcript has a single exon. Bases 1 to 1104 code for a protein of 367 amino acids. Gene Ontology annotation, molecular function: protein binding. Lineage: Eukaryota; Viridiplantae; Streptophyta; Magnoliopsida; Myrtales; Myrtaceae. The record is from RefSeq and is a predicted model, not a curated record.